AUGGCGAUCUUUGUCCCGGGACUACGACGAUAUACAGUCGCACCGACGUGUGACUUUUGUAUCUACGUCAUGUCGCUGAUCUCAAGGCCUCUGGCGAGUCUGCCGCUGCCAUUUUCUUUUAGAGACAGGCAUGGGCUGGUGCCGAAGAAGCGAGUUGGCAUUGGUAAAUCCAUCGACAAUCACGUCUCUUUCCACAUGGUGAUGCAAAGAGAGCCUCUGAGAAUCCCUCCUAGGGCAGAGUACUUUCAGAGCCUCAAGCUAACAUCCCCCUUGCGCAUUUUCGUCAUCGACUUUGAAACGGUGUAUCGUCCUACGCCAAAUCUACCUCAGUAUCUCCUCGAAGUUACUGCUCGUGAUGGAAAUGGUAAGAUAAUUGUGAGCUGCAUUAUCAACAAAACAGGGGUCACGAACACCAUGUUCGCGGAUGAACUUAGGCGCGCAGGUUAUACCAAUCCAGACGAGCUAGGGGUGAGGAGACACCGAGGACCUACAGAAAACAAGCUUCCCCACAACGCCAAAACACCAAAAGAGAUAGUCGACAUUCUAAUCGCCGCAGGCCUUGACCCUAGCGCACUCUGGAUAGAAUACUCCAGAGGUUACUUCGAUCGACAGUGCAUGACGCUCCUCAUUAAAAACGCUGGGAUGUCGCCCGAAUCAAUCCUACCGCCUCGCCACAAAUGCUGGACAGUUCUGCAAGAUUUCAUGCUCUGUCUACCAGGACUGGCCUCUUACAAACUCGGCCGUAUUGCUAAGUUGAUGCACCCCGAGAAUCCAGAUCUGCAACGACUACAUUACUCAGAUGCGGAUACCGCAGUUCUCCUCGAUGUUCUCAAUCUCUGGGUCUUUAAGUAUGGGCGAUUGGAGACACCCUAG
This is a messenger RNA of Exophiala spinifera, 873 nucleotides long. RefSeq lists its product as uncharacterized. The transcript has 2 exons. Bases 1 to 873 code for a protein of 290 amino acids. Lineage: Eukaryota; Fungi; Ascomycota; Eurotiomycetes; Chaetothyriales; Herpotrichiellaceae. The record is from RefSeq and is a predicted model, not a curated record.